This is a messenger RNA of Labrus bergylta (ballan wrasse), 4981 nucleotides long. RefSeq names its product DIS3 like 3'-5' exoribonuclease 2 (gene dis3l2). The record is from RefSeq and is a predicted model, not a curated record. NCBI's taxonomy places the organism in Eukaryota, Metazoa, Chordata, Actinopteri, Labriformes, Labridae. Gene Ontology annotation, cellular component: P-body. Gene Ontology annotation, biological process: miRNA catabolic process. Gene Ontology annotation, molecular function: RNA binding; 3'-5'-RNA exonuclease activity.
UCCAAACGUCGCAUGAAUAUUUUCAACGUGACGACGGAGGAAGUGAACGCAUCAGCUAACACUUUGCUCUGAGUAACAGACACACUACACAAGAGACAUCAUCUUUCAGGGUUUCCUCAUGGAUUCUCCGAGGCACACUAAAAAUGCCAACCUGACCCGAGAGCCAAAGAACAACCAGAAGCAGCCAUCCGCUCCUCGCCAGAAAGAUGCCUAUGCCAGGCUUCUGAGCCAGCACAGCAGCAGCAAGUUCAGUCAGUAUCUUGAGCAAUAUGCGAGGGAAACAUACUUUGAAAGAGAAGGAACAGGGCUGAACACACAAGCCCAGAGUGACAGGCUGAAUAUACCGCAGCGAAAGAGGGACCAAGCACCAUGCGAUUUCUCAGAUUCAAGUGACUUCUCCCCCUCAUCCAUGAAAAGCAAAGGGGAGGAAAGUUCACUGUCCUUGUACAUGGAAAAAUUGAGCAGCCGCAGUGCUUUGCAGGACUGUGAGAGGAAGCAGGGUGUGUCCGACAGGCAGCAACGGGGACAGAGAAGAGACACCGCCACAAGUCAAGAUGGGGACAUCGAAUCUGGCGAGGAACUCGUCUCUUUGAAACCCAAUGACUUGAAAAAACAGCAGAAGCAGCAGAAGAAAAGUAAAGGCUCUAGGGAGACUGACUCGUUUGCUGGACACCCACAGUCCCCAAUGACAGCAAGUACAAGUGGACAGGAGCAAGAGAAGACGACAAAGUCAAAGAAAAAAAAUCCGCCAAAGCACCAAGAAGAGAAUAAAGGCAGAGAAGAGGCGUCGAAACCUGAGGUUGACCCUCAGAUGACAAGGCCAAAGUCCCCUCAUGGCAGAGACAAAAAGACACAGCAAACCAGAGCUCCUAGUGCCAAUUCCCCUGCCGACAAGAGUAAGAACAAAGGAGGGAGAGGAUCAAAGAAACAAGUGUUUGAGCCCUACAUGACGCUCGAGGAGGUUUCCCAUGGCCUUAAAAGAGGAGAGCUCAUUCAGGGUCAGUUAAGAAUCAACCCGAAGAAAUUCCAUGAAGCUUUCAUCCCAUCUCCCGAUGACACCCGGGAUAUAUUCCUCGAUGGGAUUGUAGUCCGUAACAGAGCACUGAAUGGAGACAUGGUGGCGGUGCAAAUCCUGCCUCGAGAGCAGUGGAAGGUUGUGAGGUCAGACACUGACUGUGAUGGCACCAGUGAGUCAGAGACCCAAAGAGACAACACAGUGCAGAAGAAAAGCGCACAACGUACACCCAGGCUUGAUGUAGACCAGGGCAGCGACCGAGAGGAACUCAUCAGAAGAGUUCAGAACACCACUCUCACUGACACAGGAGAACCUCUGGAAGACCCCCCAACCCAAAGAUCCAACGGGGAAAUUCUUCAAAAGACGGCUAAAGUGGUGUACAUUGUUGAAAAUAAACACUCCAGAGCUGUGACAGGCUUCCUCAAAUUCCUGCCAGAUAAACCUUUUGCCAUGUUCUCCCCUGUCGACCACCGGGUGCCCCGGAUUAACAUCCCCCUCACCGACUGUCCUGAAAACUUCAGUACCCGCCCAGGCGACUAUACAAACACCCUGUUCAUAUGUCGGAUCACCAACUGGGCAGCAGACAGCAACUUCGCAGAAGGUCAACUCGCUAAGACGCUGGGGCAAGCUGGAGAGAUCGAGCCAGAGACGGAGGGCAUCCUGACGGAGUACGAUGUGGAUUGUUCUGAGUUCUCAGAUGAUGUGUUGGACUGCCUGCCCAAAAACCUGCCCUGGACGAUCCCACCUGAGGAGAUGAGGAACAGGAAAGAUCUGAGGACAGAGUGUAUCUUUACUAUUGACCCUGCGACAGCCAGAGACCUGGACGAUGCUCUGUCCUGUAAACAACUCCCUGACGGUAACUUUGAGCUGGGAGUCCACAUUGCUGAUGUGAGUUAUUUUGUGGAGGAAGGCAAUGCUCUGGAUAACAUCGCCAGCCAAAGAGCAACAAGUGUGUACCUGGUUCAAAAGGUGAUCCCCAUGUUGCCCAGGCUGCUGUGUGAGGAGCUGUGCAGUCUGAAUCCUCUCACUGACAGACUCACGUUCUCUGUCAUUUGGAAAAUCACACCAGAGGGAAAGAUCCUCAGCGAGUGGUUUGGCCGCUCAGUCAUUCGCUCCUGUGUGAAGUUGAGUUAUGACCACGCUCAGAGCAUGAUCGAGGCGCCUGAGAAGAUGUUCUCUGCUGAGGAGCUGCCUCCGGUGGACCCUGAGCACCCCAUUGAUGAGAUCCAUCAGGCUGUGCUCAACCUGCACUCCAUCGCCAAGAACCUCCGAGCUCAGCGCUUCUCAGGGGGGGCUCUUAGACUGGAUCAGUUGAAACUGUCAUUCACCCUGGACAAAGAGACCAUGAUGCCUCAAGGCUGCUAUGUUUACCAAUACAAAGACAGCAACAAGUUGGUGGAGGAGUUCAUGUUACUGGCCAACAUUGCCACUGCCAACCACAUCUACCACAAGUUCCCCCAGCUGGCCAUGCUCAGACGACACCCUCCACCCAAAGCAAAGAUGGUGGAUGAGCUGCAAGAGCUCUGUGACCAGCUGGGCAUCAGCAUUGAUCUGUCCUCUGCAGGAGCUCUCCAUAAGAGUAUCAACACUACUCUUGGUGACGAUGAGUACACGGCCGCCAGAAAGGAAGUCCUCACUCACAUGUGCUCCAGACCCAUGCAGAUGGCGUUGUACUUCUGUUCGGGUGGACUGAAAGACGAGAAGUUAUUUAAACACUACGCCCUCAAUGUUCCUCUCUACACUCAUUUCACAUCACCCAUCAGACGCUUUGCUGACAUCGUCGUUCAUCGGCUGCUGGCUUCGUCUCUAAAGUGUGGACCUCAUUUGGGGCUGUCGACAGAAGAAGUCCAAAAACAGGCAUCCCAAUGUAAUGACAAGAAAACAAUGUCAAAGAGAGUCCAGGAGCUCAGCUCGGAGCUUUUCUUUGGCGUGUUUGUGAAGGACUGUGGUCCUCUGGACUCUGAGGCCAUGGUGAUGGGGGUGCUGGAUCAGUCCUUCGAUGUUCUGGUUCUCCGAUACGGAGUUCAGAAACGCAUCUACUGCAAGUCUAUUGCGGGCCUGGACUCAUUCCACCAUCGUAAGGUGGGGAAGAAAUCUGAGCUGACUCUGGUGUGGACAUCAGAGGACCCAGAGAAACCUCCUGAGGAGCAGGUCAUUUCAAUCUUUACAUUAGUGGAGGUGCAGCUCAAAGCAGACGAGGCUCCGAUGAAGUACAGCGCUGAGCUGAAGAGGCCUGAGGAGACCAGCUCCUAAACACUUCAACGUGCCAAACCGUACACAAACACCGUUAUGGACAUUUUAGAUUGCACUCUUUGAUAAGCUGUCCUGUAGAAAUGACUUUAGAGCCAGUAUUACUGUGGUGAGCUGGGAAAUCACUUGAAUGCCUGUUGCAGUGUUUACUUACCACACUAUGUUCAUAACUGCUGCCAACAUCAAACUUUUACAAAUAGUUACAAAAUAGUUACAAAGUUUCUGUUAAAGAGACGUAAAGCUGCUCUUUACUGUCACUCACUUGUGAUAGAUGGAAAUCAAAGUUUAGAGACAUGAAUCAUUUUAUGCCUCAACAUCACAAGUUGAGGCAUAAAAGGAAAGACAAAUUUUAUUCCUCAAAAAUUCUGCUGUAGACUUCUUCAAUUAGUGAGGAUUGUUUAAGUGUGACAAAUGUUGUACUACGUCUAUUGUUAAAACUGACUUUUAACACGUUUACUUUUAGAUUGAUUACUUUUUUUCUGAUUCAAGAAUGCGUAAAGACCCAUAUUUGUGUUUGCAAAGCAAUAGUGAGAGAGUAAACCACUGUACUGAAGUUUAUUUAUGUGGCUUUUGGUAGCCAUCAUAUACGAUUUAGAGAAAACGAGGCUACAUAGAUAGUUGCAUUAGAUGCAGGGCAAAACAACAUUUAGAUUGAAACAAAAUAAACAGCCAGGUCAGCCAUAAGUUAUUUUACUGCUCUCUGUAUUUAUAGACUUUUACUGUAGAAAGAGUUUCAGAUUCUUCUGACUCAUAAAAGGAGGAGACUCUUAAUGUCACGGUGAUGAAGUACAACUCGGAGGACUUUUUGUCAUUUAAUUUAAAUAGUUAAAAACUGGCUCUCAUAGAUAUAAAACAGUGUUGUAGUCUAAUCUGAGGUACAUGUUCUGUUUUUAGAGUGCUUAUCGGGACUCCUCUUAAUAUAUAGCAACUCAUUGUUACUGUUUUUAAUGCAAAACAUGGUAAUGACUUGAAUGUGAUUUGCUGCUGAAAUAGUUGGUGGCCUUGGAUCUUAAUGCGUUUUAGUUUUGCUCAUCUUAGAAGUGCUUCCAACUCUUGUUUGUGUGGGUUUUUUUAAUGCUCAGACCUGAUUUGUGCAGCACAAAUACUUUAUGGACCUCACUAAUAUCAACUGUGAAUUCAGCCUUAAUUUAGUCGAGUGAAGAUAAAAGCUAAAUAUUAGUGCUGCUGCACAUUUAAACUGAUUUGGCCUGUUUUUUUUGGUUUGACUGAGUCGGAGUGCCUUUCUUUUUCUUACUCUCUCACAUUUUAGUUUAAUGGUUUUAUAUAAAGUCAUUGGAUACAGAUUAGCUGCUCAGUCUUGAAAAAUAUUUUUCUGUUAUAUUCGGAUAUGAAAUCUAUUUCAGAGGUGUUUCAUGCGUUUGUUGAAAUCUUAAAGACAACCAGCUUAAGUUUGGAGGUUAUUUUGAUUUCCAGGGACUGACGGCGUGCCAUGAGCUGUAAUUUAAACCAAUAGAUAAAUUGCUUUGCAGAACUAUUAUGCUGACUUUUUAGGAGGUGUCUCUGCUUUCUAUUUAUGUGUCCUAUUUAAAACCCUUAAAACUGAAUUUAACUUUAUAGUCUCUGUUGUUGUUUUUGUUUUCCAAAGUUAUUCUGUGACAUGUAACAUCAAAGUGCAGUUGUUCUCUGCUUCACAACAUACUGAGAAGUAGAUGACUGUCUAUGUCUGUAGGAAAAUAAACACAUGAAAUCCAUGAA